CUCACGCUCACAAUCAGCAGUCUUUCCUCUUAUCUUCAUGUGUUUUUCGUAGGUUCUCAUUGUUGCUACAUGACUGAAUUUAUCAUGAUUGGAAUGAGUACUUGUAUUUCAAUACCUAACAAUCAUUAGAUAAUGGCAACUGCAUCGAAGAAGGAGGGCAUUUCGGAUGUGUUUAUUGAAGACAUUCGUUCAUGUUGGAAGGUUCCAGCCAUCGCACACUUCUGUUCGUUGUUCAGGAGCACAUUUUCACUUCCUGAUUUUGAGAUCGAGGAGUUGGAAGAAGCAUUAUUUCUGGAUGCAGGAGUUGAACAGAGUGAUUUCAUUAUCAAUCUUGUUGUGCAACUACUAUGUGGAAUACAUGGACGCAAGGAUAUUUCGUCUGAGAACUACUUGAAAUGGCUGCGUUGUGUAAUGAAGAAACGCUGGGAGUUGGGAGAGAAUCGAGUGAAUCCAUUAAACAGUGAAGAUGUGACCUUCAAGGUGCUUCCGACUCUAACUAAAGUAGAGAUAUUACACGCAUUGUGUGAUUAUAGACUAGAUGCUAAUGAUGUCUCUGUGCUUAAGGACUAUGAAGGUGAUAACCUACGUGUAGAACCACUAGGAACAGAUCGAUCAGGCGCUACAUACUGGUACUUCUAUGGAACUCGACUUUACAAAGAAGAUCGUGAGCCUACACAGGAGGAAAGAGAUGUCAAACGCAAACAAAAGCUAAAAGAAAAACGAAAAAGGAGAAGGGAACGUUUAAGGGCCGUGAAGAAAAUGAAAGACAUGCGCAAGAAACAGAAGCAGAAAGAACGAGGAAAGAAAUGCAAGGGCAAGAAGAAGAAGAAGAAAGUAUCUAAAACAAGUGAUGAAGAGAGCAACAGUGAGUCAAUCAACAACAAACAACAGCUUGACACUCAAUCCAAUAACAAGAAGAAGGGUCUCAAGAAAGAGCCAGUCAAAAGGACUGCUUCUAGUCCCGUUAAAUCAAGAACCACUAACAAACUGUCAAAAGUUACUAAAAGUAAGAAACAAGUUGAUACAGGGGUUCGUCAGGGUAAAUCCAAAACAAAUGAUAAAUCCAGCAAUGAAACUAGGAGAAAAGAAUCCCCCCAAAAGGCAGUCAGUAGAAAGAAAAAGGAAAGUAGUGUUAAUAUUCCCAAACAAAAGACGCAAUCAAAGAAAAGGUGCCUGGAAGAUGGUAAAUCAAACGGGAAGGGUGUUAUUAAGAGCAAGAAUAAGACCGUAAAAGAAGCUAGUUCCACAUCUACUAAGUCAGGGAAUAAAGACAGCAAAGACAAAAGCCUGCAAAACAGUGCCUCCAAAACAAGGAAGCGUAAAGUGAUUAAAUCCAAAGCAAUCAUUAGUGAGAGUGAUAAAAGUGACGAUGAAGACCAACCAUUAAAGAAAGUCGCAAAGAGCAAAACAUCACAUAAAGACAUCAAGGCGACGUUAAACCAGCAAAAAUCAAACAAAAAGGAUUCCCAGUCUGCAAGUAAAACUGACCAGCGUAAGGGAACCCACACUAAAGGCAAGAGCAACAACAAUAAGUCAGAGGAUGGACAGCAAGCAAAUGCAAAGAAAGAACGAAAACAAAAGAAGCUUCCAGUGAGUGUCAGUACUCAAGAAGAAGUGAAACCGAUGAGUAGUGAAGAUGAUAUAUCGUCUGUAUUGAGUACCAUAGAGUCAACUGAUAGCGAUAGUGAAGAUGAGUUGGAGUCUCCACGAUGGCAUUUAGUCUGUCAUUCUCAAGAGGAUUGGCAACAACUUACAGACUUCUUCAAGAAAAGUAAACUCAAAUGUGAGAAGGAAUUAUACAAGACUCUUGCCAAUGACUUCCUGCCUGAAAUACAAAGCUUGUUUGCAGCCAAGGAGAAAGCUCUUCGAAAGAAACUUCAAGAGUUGGAACCACGCAGAGCAUCUUCACGUGUUGUCAUCAUGCAGCUCAAACGAGAAGAAGAUGAGAGAAUGAAGUCCAUUGAAGAGGCAGAACAAACUUCCAUGAGGCUACAAGCUGAAGAAGAUAAACGAGAAAAGAUGAAACUGCGCAACAAACUUCAAGAACAGUCUACAAACUCAGCGAGUUGUCCUGAUAAACCACAGACUAAGAAGUGUAAAGGAAAAGCCAAGAAGACAAAGAAAAUGUCUGACAGUAUUGAUGUGAAACUACAGCAAGUGUUUGAUGCAGUCAACGGUCAUGAGGAUUCCUGGCCCUUCAGUGAUCCAGUCGAUGAGGCAUAUGCUCCUGCUUAUUAUCAGAUCAUCAUCAAACCAAUGUGUCUAACUCUCAUUCAGAAGAAACUCAACAAGAAAGACUACAAGACAAAAGAGGAGUUUGAACGAGAUAUGAACCAGCUGUUUACAAACUGCUUGGAAUAUAAUGGCCCUGGAAACGAAUACACUCUGAUGGCUGAGAAUCUGAAAUCUUGUUUGGAGUACAACCUGGAGCAGGUAUUUCUGAAACAAGAAGUUGACAAUGAAGAUGAAGACAGUGAGGAUGAAACUCCAACAUUAGAGCAAUAUCAUCGCCCACCACAACGACAAUCAGCAAGAAAUGCAAACACAAGAUUAGAAGAACUAGAGGAUAGGGUGUACGCUAGACUGAGGGGACUAAGCGGAAGUGAAUCCAGUAUCUUAGAAAGUAACAAUAGUUCAGAAAUGAUGAGUGAUGAAGAGGAGGGUUUGCAGCCUGACACUAAGGAGAUAAAGAGUAGUGAUGACCAAGAGGAAAUACUUAAAGAUGAACCCAAAGAAGAAGCAUCUGACCAUCCAGACAUUGACUCGAAGACUUCAUCUCCUCUUAGUAUCUCUGAUCAUCAUUCAUUUGAUAGUAAUGACAACAAAGCAUAUGAGGCAUGUUCAUCCAAAUCAGAGGAUGGUAAUAGUGAUAAUGACAUGGAUGAACACACUUCAGAUGGAGAGAGUGCCACACCUAACCAACUGUCUACUUCAAGACUAGGUCAACACAGAGAUAUAUGGGCUUGCAAACCAGUGGGUGUUAUAGCAUUCGCUCCUGGAGUCCCAACACAGGAUGUAUUGCAACCAGUGGACACUGAAGACACAAAGAAAGAUCUAACACCUUCAUCUAGGACACAAGAACCAGUAGAUAGUCACACACAGGGUUCAGGCAGUAGUGCAACUGAAGUAGAAAGGAAAGAGACACCUGGACAGUACUUGAACACACAAUCACAAGGACCGAGUGCCAUUUCUAAGGUCAAUCGUGUCAAACCCAUUCAGAAUGUCAGUCCCUAUGUACCUGAUACUCAGUCUGUAAAAACUAAACAACUAUUGACACCUCCAUCACGUGAUCAAUAUCAACGAACUCAACCAAUGGCUCAGGGUGUACAACCAAUGAUAGAUUUAAGUUUAAAUCGUCCAGAUGUUUUAAACCCACUGACGCCAGCUAUGAAUGAGACUCCAAAACAUAGUGAUAUGUCUUUUCAUCAGCAAAACACUGUUUCAGUAAACAGUGGUUUGAAUCAUGUUCUACCUCAGGGAAAUCUGUAUGGACCUUCCAGUCUUAAUCAAGAUUCAGAUGAUAAGCAUUCCAAGCAAUUCAGUUACUCAGGAAGUAGUAUUAAGUCUAAGAGAAGCCAGCCCAUGAGUGCACCUGAGCUGCCUGCACCACUCACAGUGUUGCCAGACAGACAUGUCAAACAUGAGCCUUCAAUACGUGUUCCAGCAGUACAACCUUUAUUGCCUUCCUCAAACUACACAAUGCAAGCUACUCAUCAUGAACAAGUUGCCAAUAUAAGAAGCAAUGCCUUUCAACAGUCGAGUGUUAUUGCAGAAUACAAGCCUAACAAUGCAGCAGAACCUAUGUGCCAUGAUCCAUCUCAGAAGCUUUGGCAUCCAUUGGGCAGCGAAGAUAAAAUGACCUCCGCUACUUAUGAUAAGACACAUCAGUCAAGUCCUCAUACACUACCUAAAUCUAAUCCGCUAUAUUCCCAUCAAAUGAAGCUAGCACCAUCAGCUCCUAAUCAACCGUUACACUCCUCAUUAAGUGGCAAUAUACUGGAGUCUCUUCUUCAUAAACAGUCACAUGCAUCAGGAUACCAACAUUCAGGAGACAUCACCAACCAUCCUAAAUUACCAAGUACUUCUCCAAUGUAUAUGGAAAACAAAAGUAGGGAUAAUAUGGCCAGUCAGGAGCAACAGUUUACUUCUAAACAUCCGAUGCAACCUAAACUUGUCCCCCAUGAUAAUGUUGGGUACCAUGGGUCCCAUGGUUCCCAUGGUCAGAGUCAGCCACUCAAACAGCAGACUGACUAUGGGUCUUCUCACUCAUUUGCAUAUAGUAAACAGAAUUUGCCAUCUCAAACAAAUUGUGUCAAAACAUAUAUGACUACAGCUAAUACCCAGUCUCAGCCAGGUAAUGUGAAGUUAUAUCAUAAUCCAAUAAAUGUGGCGACAACUAAUCCUUCACAAUCCAUAGCAAGACAGCCAGAUAAAUCAUUGCGGGAGGUUGCUAAGCAACAAAAAGUAGCAUCUUCUCCAUUGUACCCUCAUACAUCCUCUGUGCAGUCUGUACCAGUCAAUCAGACCGGGUAUGAUAAUGUUGGAGCUUACUUGGGCAAGCCUAGAACUGCAGAUACAAUGUUACCUUCCAGGACUAACUCUCUAUCCAUGCUUUCAAAUGAGCCAAGAAACAUGAAAGAAUACAUGGAUCUUGAAAGAGCGAACCAAGCUCAGAGUAUGACAGAACUGAAUAAAGGUUAUCUACCAGCCGGUUUCAAUCAAGGCCAUACCUCCUCCUUGUACACUGAUCAUCUACGUAUGCAUGCAAGCCAAGCAGCUGCUGCUUCUUAUGGUUAUCCAGCAGCCUCUCGAUUGAUGUUACCAAGUAGGCAAAUGACUUCCAAUCAAUCCAGCUCUGCAUUCACUCCUCAUGAUCCCUACUCAAGGCAGUCUGCAUUUAGAAUGCAGAUGCAGAUGCAGAGGCCUAGUCGCCCUUUCUAUCCACAGUAUAUGCAGGAGGCAGAUCAGCUAGCUAGACAGCAGUAUCAGCAACACAUGCAUGAGAGAGCUGCCGGAUUGGGUGCUGGAGCACUGUAUCAAACACCACCACCACCAACUCGUACUCAUCCGGAUAUGGCUUUUUAUGCACAGCAUGGUAUUGGGAAUGCAGUAUUAAGCAGUCAACCAUCUAGUAGUGUUGGAGCACCAUUACCCCAUGAUCCAGCUCUUCUUUCUCGCUCGUCUCAUAUGUCAGGAUAUAAGUGAGCAUUUCUACAAAGUCAUAUUGAUUUGCCAUUGGGAUUUUGUAUGCACUGUCUGCAUCAUAGACGGCCUACUAUUUCAUUUUAAGUAGAAUUAGGGUUUGUUUAUUCUGUCUAAUAAUUUCCAGGUGCACUUUGACAGUUUCCCUUAAAAUGAGUCUUUUUAAGUACAAAGAGUUUGAAGGUGCUGUGAGGUUUUUUACAUUUGAUAUUGGAGGACUACAUGUAAAUUUAAUGUAGUAGACUUUUAGUUCAUAUAUACAUAUUUUUGAGGUCAUCAACACAUCCUCCAAGUUUUAAAAUGUUUAUGGGAAAUAGUGCACUCUCAUUCAUGUGCUUUGACCCUUUUGAAAAACUUGCUACAAAUACAAAUAUUGUAUGAAAAGAAACAUUUUCACUUCAGUAAACACACAGUGUCAUUGCUAAAUUACACAGCAUCAUUGCUCAGCUGCACAGUGCCAGUGUUCAACGAAACAGUGACAUUGACUAACGGUCAAUAGUAGAGUGUCAUUGCCCGGAGACUUCUAUUAUACCUGUAACUCAUAACUGCUUGAACCAUGAAUUUUGAAUUUUGAUUGUCAUUUAUAAUUUAAAUUAAAAGAAUGUUCACUUCUCAACGGAAAGCUUCCAGGUAUGAUACUUUAAUCACAUAAUUAUUUUUAUCUUCAUCGAAUACAUUUAUUUGUAUUUUGCCAUGUAUCGUUUGAAUUAAUAGUACUAGUAAAUUUUAAUUGUAAAUGUCUAGAUAGCAUUACAUUAUUUCAGUAGAAGUUAAAGGCAGUGGACACUAUUGGUAAUUACUCAAAAUGAUUAUCAGCAUAAAACCUCAUUUGGUAACGAGU
Molecule: messenger RNA, 6043 nt
Organism: Asterias rubens (European starfish)
Lineage: Eukaryota; Metazoa; Echinodermata; Asteroidea; Forcipulatida; Asteriidae
Exons: 13
Coding region: 133-5205 (1690 amino acids)
Biological process (GO): chromatin remodeling
Cellular component (GO): CERF complex
Molecular function (GO): protein binding
Source: RefSeq, a predicted model, not a curated record